This is a messenger RNA of Durusdinium trenchii, 546 nucleotides long. The record is from the annotation of a GenBank genome assembly. Lineage: Eukaryota; Dinophyceae; Suessiales; Symbiodiniaceae.
AGCCACGGUCUCGGCCCAGUGGGAGUAGCGGACCUUUUUGCUCCGGGCGAUGUCACGGGCGGCGUUUAAUUCCUUGGGAGAAGAUGACGAGGAUGAUCCGUCCAAGCACGAGUGCCGAGCCAAAAUGAACCAAGGGGAGGCUGUCUUCAAUUUUAAGCAGAAGAAUUUGCAGACCGACAUGGAAAUGUGGUUCAUGGAAGCGAUCCCGGCCGUCUUUGGCGUAGAGGAUUCCGAUGAGCUUGAUGAAUCCUUACAAGAGGAUGCUCAGGCUGACAUCGUGGAAAAGAUUUGUUCAACAAGCAACACCGAGGAAUCGAGGCAGACUUUGUUGACAUGGCUAGCACAAUGUCCAGAUGCUGCAAGGCGUGAUGACUUUGUUGGCAAAGCAGUGUCCAAGGCUUUGAAGGUUUAUUUGGCCGGCAGACGGUGAUGCAGAUUUGACAUCGACGUUUCACGUGGCACAAAGAUUGCACGUAGCUGCUAUAGCUUCACGCGGCAGCAGUCCGAAGUUCAACAGAGUAGACUCCGCGUAGUAGUGCUGCCGAA